This is a messenger RNA of Drosophila eugracilis, 2104 nucleotides long. RefSeq names its product protein peste. NCBI's taxonomy places the organism in Eukaryota, Metazoa, Arthropoda, Insecta, Diptera, Drosophilidae. The record is from RefSeq and is a predicted model, not a curated record. Gene Ontology annotation, molecular function: scavenger receptor activity. Gene Ontology annotation, cellular component: cytoplasm; membrane.
UUUCCCCGCCGUUCUAUAUAGCUGUCUUGUCGUAUUGAAAAUAUUUUCCAACCGCCAGUUCAGUCGUUAUCAAGUCGGCAUUCGAAGUGGUCGAACCCCCAAUACUAAGAUACUGGAACAUCGAAUGGAUUACGUCCACUGAACUAUUCAGGACUCCAAUUAAAUUGAAUAAAAAUAGUUCUAGAGUUUCUUUAGAGACGAUUCCAAUGGGAAUGUUUGCAACUUGAGUUGCAUUAUCAGAGGUGCCAGAUAACCUCCACCCUGCUACGUGGACUUGGACUCGGAUCACAUCAGAUCAGACAUCAUAAGGAAGUGGAAGAAAUCAGACAAUCUUCAUAUUUUUCAACUGUGCAGACGCAACAGCGAGCAAAGACCCCAUUCGAGUCUAACACUGGAAAUCAUAACUAUGAUUGGAAAACAGCGCAUUUUGCGGACAAGUGCGGCAGGUCUGCUUUUGGCCACUUUCAGUCUUUUCUCGGUGGUUUAUAUGGAACAGAUUGAACGUUGGAUGAUCGAGUGGCUGAUGGUUCUGAGGCCAGGAACUCUGAUAACGAAUCUUUGGCAAUCGCCUUCCAUGGAUAUAAACGUGGAUCUGUAUAUUUUUAAUUGGACAAACUCAGAGAACGUAAGCGAUCCCACAGUGAAGCCGAGAUUCGAGGAGCUUGGACCUUACCGCUUUACGGAACGGAUGCAGAAGGUCAAUGUGGAGUGGCACGAUGAGAACCACACGGUGUCCUAUAGACGUCGCAGUCGGUUUGAUUUUGUGCCAAACCUCAGUGCUGGUCAUCCCUCAGAUCCCAUCGUGGCUCCUAACCUGCUAAUCGUUGGCUUAUACCAGAAGAUGAUGACUUGGAGUCCUAUGGUCAGAUCCCUCAUGAUGAUGGCAUUAAAUCUUUAUGGAAAGGAGCACACAAUGGUCCGGCCCGCUAGGGAUUGGAUGUUCGACGGAUUCGACACGCCGUUGAUCAAGAUGAGCAAGAUAGUGCCACCAACACUGGUUCCGGAGGUGAAGUUCCCUUAUGAGAAGAUCGGCUAUGCAUAUCCACGCAAUGGUAGCAUGGAAAUCUACGGCCAUCACAAUGUCUACACAGGACGUGAUGAAUUCAAGAAACUGGGUCAAAUAGCUAGAUGGCGAUAUAACAAUGUAACAGAAGCCAGUCCCAGGUGUAAAUUAAAGGGCAGUACUGGGGAGUUCCACCCAAUACCGCUGGUGAUGGGUAGACCCAUAUCAUACUUCCUGCCGGACCUGUGCCGUGAGCUACAAGUGGACUAUUCCGGGACCACAAUCUUCGAAGGUGUCGAGGCAUUCGUGUACAAGGGCAGUGCACGCAACAUGGCAAAUGGCACUGAAAACCCUGAUAAUAGUUGCUAUUGCCAAGAUAACUGCCAGGAGGUGAGAUCCGGUCUACUCAACAUAUCCUCCUGCUGGUAUGGGGCACCUGUCUUUGCGUCCUAUCCGCACUUUUAUAAAUCGGAUCCCUACUACGCGGAGCAGGUGGAGGGCAUGAAACCCGACAAGGAUCGCCACGAGAUGGUCAUUAUGUUGGAGCCUAAAACCGGAAUGGUGUUGGAAAUCAAGGCCCGCAUUAUGGCUAACUUACUAGUCGAACCAAAAACCCAUUUAAUAUAUCGCAAUGCGAGGAAAACUUUCUUCCCCUUGAUCUGGGCUGACUAUAAUGUGCGCAUCACGGACGAUCUUCUGGGUUAUGUAAAGUUAAUACCAAUUACGGAGAUGGUGGGCAAGAUCUGUGGCAUCUUAGGCGUGGCUUUGGGAGUGGUGAUGGUCUUCUGGUAUCCCCACCAGAUGAUCUGGCAAAAAAGCUAUAUGCAGAAGAUCGAGAUUAAUACCCUGGAGACGACCAGGACGACAGAUUCCACGAAAAAUAAUGGUGUGGAGGAUUCACCGCUGCUAAUAGGAUUGCAAUACACGGGGACCAAAGAUGGGGCGGGAAAUUUAAACUGAGGUGUUUAAGUUAACUAAGUGUUUAUCAUGUCAUAAUUUUAAGUUAGCAAGGUUUUUCUUGCCUAGUCUACAGUUUAAGCCAAUAAAUGGUAAAUGGUGUUCAAAUACUCGGUACCUGAAAUGUAUCGAUUUUAUAAAGUA